UGAUUAUUUGGGGUAAAAAAACCGAAGGAAGUAGAAAGAAAAUUGCAGAAGGGCAACAAUGUCCAGUCCAGAGCAUUGAGCAAACUACAAACACCAAACUUCAACAAAUCACUUCAAAAAAAAAAAAGAAAAAAAAGAGGAGAGGCAUGUCUUUACCCCCAAGGCUCUCUCGUUUAUCAUCUUCUUCCCUUCCUAAAACCCCACCUCUUCAAACACUGCUUAAACGCGGCUUCACCCCCACGCUCAAAUCCAUCAACCAGCUCCUUCUCUUUCUCUCCCACUCCCGAAGAUUCAACGCCGUUAUCCAUCUCUUCUCUCAGUUGGAUUCCAACAAAAUCAAUCCCAAUUCCCAAACUCACUCGAUCCUCAUUUGCUCUCUCCUCAAAUUGCACAAAUUCGAAGAAGCCGAACAUUUGGUGAGUACCCAGAUGUCGAAAUGUCCCGAUUUCCCCAAAACUCGGUUUUGGGAUUCUCUAAUUCAAGGAUUUGGUGUCAUCCGAAACAACCCAGAGAAGGGUCUUUUGUUGUUAAAGGAUUGCUUGAGUGAUUCUGGUACAUUGCCUUCUUCUUUUACUUUUUGCUCGUUGAUUCAUGGUUUUGUAUCUCAAGGGAAUAUGGAUAGAGCAAUUGAGGUGUUGGAGUUGAUGACAGGUGAUAAUGUUAGAUACCCUUUUGAUAAUUUUGUUUGUAGUUCAGUGAUUGUUGGUUUUUGUAAGAUUGGGAAACCUGAAGUUGCAGUUCGGUUUUUCGAAAAUUGUAUGAAUUCAGGAGCUUUAAAGCUUAAUGUUGUUACUUAUACAGCUCUUUUAAGCAGUUUUAAUCUGUUGGGUAAAUUUGAUGAGGGUUGUGAGUUGGUUUAUAGUAUGAAAAAGGAAGGGCUGGCUUUGGAUGCUAUUCUUUAUAGCUGUUGGAUUUUAGGGUAUUUUAGAAAUGGGUGUUUAAUGGAGGCUUUGAGAAAAUAUAGAGAGAUGGUUGAAAGAGGAAUAAACCCUGAUACUGUGAGCUACACUGUCCUUAUUGAUGGGUUUUCGAAGGAAGGUAGUGUUGGGAAGGUUGUUGGAUUUCUGAAGAAGAUGUUGAAAGAUGGGGUGAUGCCGAAUGUGAUUACGUAUACGGCAAUCAUGUUAGGUUUCUGUAAGGAAGGGAAAUUCGAGAAGGCAUUUAGGUUGUUCAAGGAAGUUCAAGAUAUGGGGAUUGAAGUGGAUGAGUUUAUGUAUGCAACGUUAAUUGAUGGAGCUUGUCGGAAAGGAGAUUUUGAUUGCGUCUUCCAUUUGUUAGAUGAAAUGGAGAAGAAAGGGAUUAAGCCAAGUGUUGUUACUUAUAACAUAGUCAUCAAUGGUUUGUGUAAGGUUGGGAGGACAUCUGAAGCAGAUAAUGUAUUCAAAGAAGUAGCCGGUGAUAUUAUAACAUACAGUACUCUGUUGUAUGGUUAUACCGAAGAAGGGAAUAUAAAAGGAAUUAUUAAGACGAAAGAAAAAUUGGAAAAAUCUGGUCUUUGUAUGGAUGUUGUUGCAUGUAACAUACUUAUCAAAGCAUUCUUUAUGGUUGGUGCAUUUGAAGAUGCUCGUGCACUCUACCAAGCAAUGCCGGAAAUGGAUUUAAAUGCAGAUUCGAUUACUUAUUGCACAAUGAUUGAUGGCUACUGUAAAGUGGGCAGAAUAGAGGAGGCACUUGAAGUAUUUGAUGAGUAUAGGGUGUCAUUAGUUUCUUCUGUUGCAUGCUAUAAUUGUAUAAUAAGUGGGCUAUGCAAACAGGGAAUGGUCGAUAUGGCCAUUCAAGUGAUUAUUGAACUUGGUGAGAAAGGUUUCAUUUUGGACAUGGGUAUCUCUAUGAUGUUGAUCCGGGCAGCUUUUGCUCAAAUGGGUGCAGUGGGAGUUAUGAAUUUUGUUUACAAACUCGAGAAUUUCGGGUCAGACACUUACAAUAGUUUAUGUGACGAUGCUAUCCGUUUCUUGUGCAAAAGAGGUUUUGUUGAAACUGCAACUGAAGUGUACUUCGUGAUGAGGAGGAAGGGUUUAAUUUUGAUGAAAAGUUCGUAUAAUUUGGUAUUAGAAAAGCUUAUUUAUGGUGGGACAACGUCUCUAGUUGGCCCUUUUCUCAAUUUCUUCCUGAAAGACUAUGGCCUUGUUGAGCCUAUUGUUGGCAAGAUUUUGGCACAAUACUUGUGUCUUAAUAAUACGGACAUUGCACUACGGUUUCUCAAGAAAAUGAAGGAGCAAGUAUCAACUGUCAGUUUACCUCCCUCGAUUUUGAAAAACAUUGUAAAGGAGGGUAGGUUAUUGGAUGCAUAUAAACUUAUCUUAGAAGCUAGCGAAAGUUUCGCUGAUAUGGAUGUGGUUGAUUACUCAUUCCUGGUUCAUGCCCUUUGCAAAGAAGGAUACCCUAAUCAAGCCUUAAAUCUGUGUUCUUUUGCCAAAAAUAAUGGGAUUACUCCGAACAUUGUAACAUACAAUUCGGUCAUAAAUGGCUUGUGUUGUCAGGGGUGUCUUGUUGAAGCACUCCGACUAUUUGACUCGUUAGAAAGAAUUGGCUUGGUUCCCUCUACAGUUACAUAUGCAACACUAAUUGAUAAUUUAUGUAAGCAAGGUUUACUGCUGGAAGCCAAAAAUUUAUUCAAUGGUAUGAUGUACAAGGGAUGUAAACCGAAUAUACGUGUAUAUAAUUCAUUCAUUGACAAUUACUGUAAGUUUGGUCAAAUGGAUGAAGCCUUGAAGCUUCUAUCUGAUCUUGAGAACAAGAGUGUUAAGCCUGAAGAGUUCACUGUUAGUGCUCUGAUUUAUGGGUACUGUAUGAAGGGUGACAUGGAAGGUGCUCUUACAUUCUAUUCCGAGUUCAAAAUGAAAAAUGUAUCUCCUGAUUUCUUGGGUUUUAUUCAUAUGGUACGAGGUCUUUGUGCGAAAGGAAGGAUGGAAGAGGCAAGGAGUAUCUUGAGAGAAAUGCUUCAGACAAAAUCUGUUGUAGAGCUGAUAAAUAACAUUGAUACCAAGAUCGAGUCAGAGUCGAUAGAAAGUUUUCUUGUAUUCUUAUGUGACCAAGGAAGUAUCCAAGAAGCUCUGGUAGUUCUUAAUGAAAUCGCAUCUAUACUUUUUCCUAGUCAAAAGUGGUUCACCGUUCAUCAAGAAUCUCAAGCACUGAACAAUGGUUUGAAGAGUGAAACUCUUUCUGCAGUCUCUACCGUGUCAGCUGGAUCCAACAAAAUAUCCGAUUCAGAUGGUGCAGCGGAAUGCUAUGAUAUUGGAAAAGAGGAAUCUCAAUUUCGUAGUUUUGACUUUUACUAUUCCUUACUUAGUUCACUCUGUUCGAAAGGGGAGCUGCACAAGGCAAAUAAAAUUAUGAAUGAUAUGCUUUCGAGCUUGCAGGGAGAUAUGUAGUCAAAUUACUAUUAUUUAGUUGCCAUGUCUAAAACCUAAAACUUUCUCUGCCCGGGAGAUAGGACAAGAAGCAAUGUACUUACAGGCUAACGCUUGUCUGUUUCUGAUAAACGAUAACCAUGCCAUUUAAACUUCUUAUCUUCCAGAAGGCCUGCCUGUUUCUGGUUAAAUUUGUUUUUUGAGAUUUUCAUACAUUUGGAGAGUCCUUGGAGGAUCAUAUCCUCAUACUGAAGUUCAGAAAUGGGCAAGAUGCAGGUGUCAGACAUGGGUACUCCAAGAAAAAUGAAAAGUCAGAGCAACAUAGCCAUUAGCCGGGGUUGGAUGGCAGAAAUUGCAUUGCUGAUGCACAUUACAUGCUGGCCAUUUUUCCAGAAGGUUGAUCUUGGUGAUAUUGCAAACCGGUCAGUAACACUUGUUGACUGGUCUGCAAGAAAGCGGUGUUGAGAAUCAUCUGGCUUGGGAUGUUACUGAUGAGCUUCUAAAGGAUAUCAUGGGUGCCAUUUUCUCUCAGACCAGUCAACGCGCGUUACUGACCAGUUUGCGAUGCCACCGGGGUCAACCAACUGAUAAAAGGAACAAGCGUUAGAAGAAGCUAAAGUGAAAUGUAUGAAACAUGAUGCAGAGUAUGAUUCUUACAUUGAAAAAGGUUGGGAGGUAAUGCUCGUCGGCAAUGCAGUUUUUGCCAUCCGCAAAUGGCUGUUAUAAUCAAGAACGUGAAUGACUGAAUGUCAGCAACAUAAACUUAGGCACAAAUUCUAUCAUUUUGUGCCCUUGUUAAAGCUAGAAAUACUAUCUUAGUGCUAAUGCUAAUAGUUAAGCUAGAAAAUGACGGAAAUAAACAUCAAUAAGGAUAGUUGAGACCAGUCUAACAGACAAUGGUAAGGAUACGUAAUGCUUUCGAUAAACAGCAAUUGUUAAGAGCUACUUUUGGCAUCAUGUACCAAAAGAAGUUACACUUAGGCCACCUAAAAUUAAUUCUUCUUAUGUUUCAACAUUAUAGUCGAAAUGGUGAAUACAAAGAAUAAUCAUUAAAAUUGGAACAAAUAAAA
Messenger RNA from Gossypium arboreum, 4420 nucleotides. RefSeq names its product pentatricopeptide repeat-containing protein At5g57250, mitochondrial. Gene Ontology annotation, molecular function: protein binding. The record is from RefSeq and is a predicted model, not a curated record. The coding region runs from base 147 to 3371 and encodes 1074 amino acids. NCBI's taxonomy places the organism in Eukaryota, Viridiplantae, Streptophyta, Magnoliopsida, Malvales, Malvaceae. The transcript has 5 exons.